Molecule: messenger RNA, 1416 nt
Organism: Suillus subaureus
Lineage: Eukaryota; Fungi; Basidiomycota; Agaricomycetes; Boletales; Suillaceae
Exons: 15
Coding region: 1-1416 (471 amino acids)
Source: RefSeq, a predicted model, not a curated record
AUGCAAAAGAAGAUGAGCACACUCAGUCAUAUCUGCAGUAUGGUGAAGUGGGGUGUAGUAUCAACAUUAACAGGAAUCACACAGAAGCAGUUAUUUUACACCAAAGGCAGUGUCACCAUCAUAGUCAUGAUUUGUGUGAUGUUUAUACUCCCUAGUUUCCCUUACAACACCAGAUGGCUCACUCCAGAGAUGAUGGCUAUGGGAGAAUGGAUGGGCCUUGGAAAUGGACAACCAUGCAAGGACUAUGGGAUGUGGCUUUGUCCAACUGGAAGAUAUGAUAUGAUGGUGACAUUGCUGCUCAUCACUCCUCCAUCAGCUUGUAUGGGUGCUUUUACUCUUUCAAGGUACUCUAACCAUACACUAAAGCAUUGCAUGUUCAUUCUUGUGUUGAAUGCAUUGGCUGCCCUUGGAUUCACUAUAUCCAUCUGUAUGAUGAACAGGGUUGCGCAUUAUGUUUCCAUUAGGUUCAUCUCUGCUUCACAGCACUUGGGAUAUGCUUUUCUCCUUGGUGUUCAUCCAGAACCACCAAAUGUCGACAAAGAGGAGGCCAGCAGCAUGUGUGCAGUUCAGCAUUUCUAUGGGGGGACGAAUCAAGAGUUGUUUACUGCACAAUGGGACAAUGGUCAACUUGAAAAAAUUGAGUUCAGAGUUCCUCUCCAUACCACAAAUAGAGAUAAAUGGACCACAUAUGUGGGCCAGUUCUACUCUGAGUCAGAUUGCCAUCUCGAUAUGUUUGACGCCAUCAAGGCCACAAUGGAUGUACCCAAGAAGUUUCAACACUUGGGCUGGUGCCUGUCUACUGCCUGCCACAUGGACCCACCUCACUGGUUUUUAAUGUCACUUGACAUUGAUAGCACUUUCAAAGCUGUGAGGGUGGAACAAAGUUCCAGCAGGAACAAGAAGGUAGUUACUAUCGAAGUUGUCAAUACUGUGCAUUUUUUGGUUAUGAGUUGCAAGCAGAGCCCAUCAUCGCUUGUGUCAUACCCAAACAAGUUGGAGAAAGUCAAGAGGUAUGACAGGAUGCUCAUGAAUUACAGCUCAAAACUGGAGAUCCAGACAACUCCUGUAGAAUGGGGAGAAAGCCACAUGACUCCUCAACCAUUCAAGAGGUCAUUUGCACUCUACAUGGACAGUGAUGAAGAGUCUGACAAUGAGGAACCACUGCAGCAUAUCAAGGACAUCCUUAACAAUGAUCGUGGCAUCUUGUAUCUGCCAACCACAGCUCAUUUUGGUAUUAGAUUCUACAAGGAGAAAGUUGGGAUGCCAGAGGGUGCUGCAUAUACCUUUCAGAGUUGUGUUUCUGAAACUCACAUGAAGGCAGAACUUGUGAAACAGAGAAGGAGAGCUAAAGGGAAGAAGAAAGCACAAGCCCAGUCUGACGGUGAAGAUGAAGAGAACAUCUGUCCCAGCUUCUGA